This is a messenger RNA of Lates calcarifer (barramundi perch), 1311 nucleotides long. It is a transcript of the gene mtg1, whose product is annotated as mitochondrial ribosome-associated GTPase 1. Gene Ontology annotation, cellular component: mitochondrion. The record is from RefSeq and is a predicted model, not a curated record. Lineage: Eukaryota; Metazoa; Chordata; Actinopteri; Centropomidae. Bases 141 to 1100 code for a protein of 319 amino acids. The transcript has 11 exons. Gene Ontology annotation, molecular function: GTP binding; GTPase activity.
UUGACAGCAGGUUCGAGUCGGCAUGUAAACAGUGUAGCACAUUAGCAUGACCAGUGCGGCAAGAGACUGUAGCUAGCAGGUCAAAAUAAGUCUUUCACAGAUGACAAUCUUCCGUCGUCACAUUUAGUUUAACAGCAGCCAUGAGAUUGUACCGGGCGCUCCGUAACGUCGACAAGUUCAGAACCGUUUUCGACUUCGGUGGACGGGAUGUGGCUCACUGGUUCCCCGGACACAUGGCUAAAGGGCUGAAACAGAUGAGAGCCAACCUCAGGAAUGUGGACUGCAUCAUAGAAAUCCACGAUGCCAGAAUCCCCCUCUCUGGGAGAAACCCUGUGUUUCAGGAGACUCUAGAUGUCAGACCACAUUUGCUAAUUCUCAACAAGAUGGACCUUGCUGAUCUGUCUGGCAAGCAGACACUCUUGAAGAAGCUGGAAAAAGAUGGGGUGAGAAAUGUCCUCUUCACAGACAGUUUGAAGCAGAGACACGAAAACAUCAAAAAGUUGGUGCCAAUGGUGAUGGAAAUUAUAGAGAGCAGACCACGUUUUAACAGAGAUGAGAGUACAAAUUAUUGCCUGAUGGUGAUUGGAGUGCCCAAUGUGGGAAAGUCAUCUCUUAUUAACUCAUUAAGAAGAACUAACUUGAAAAAAGGUCGUGCAUCUCAAGUAGGUGGGGAGCCAGGUAUAACUAAAGCGGUCCUGACUAAAAUCCAGGUGUGUGAGCGACCCAUAAUAUACCUGUUGGACACACCAGGAGUCUUGCCUCCCAAGAUUGAAAGUGUUGAAACAGGCAUGAAGCUGGCUUUAUGUGGAACUAUAUUGGACCAUUUAGUUGGUGAAGACAUUAUCGCUGACUACUUACUCUAUUCUCUGAACAGGCUGGGGAAGUUCAGAUAUGUGGAGAAAUACAACCUCCAAGAACCCAGUGAUGACAUCCAGCAUGUCCUCAAAUGCAUCGCUGUGAAACUUGGAAAGACCCAGCGGGUCAAAGCCAUUACUGGAGUGGGGAACAUUACCAUCACUGUCCCAAACUACACAGCAGCAGCUUAUGAUUUCAUAAGAGCCUUCAGGAAAGGAGAGCUGGGGCUAGUAAUGUUGGACUGAACUGAGUCAUUUUAAUCAAGAUGACCAGAGACUGUUGCUGGAUUUUGCCAGUUUGUCCUGGAAGGAAUUAUAUUUAACCACAGGUAUCAUCAAGGUCUCUGUCCUCAUUUCUUUGACAUUUUGGGGGCAUGGUGCAGACUGUUUUGUCUAUGGAUGACUUAAAAAGUCACCAAAGCACUGUAUCCUUUGUAAAUAAAAGAAUGUAAUUUGA